This is a messenger RNA of Aspergillus sclerotioniger CBS 115572, 2177 nucleotides long. RefSeq lists its product as uncharacterized. Bases 175 to 1839 code for a protein of 554 amino acids. NCBI's taxonomy places the organism in Eukaryota, Fungi, Ascomycota, Eurotiomycetes, Eurotiales, Aspergillaceae. The record is from RefSeq and is a predicted model, not a curated record. The transcript has a single exon.
CAUAUCCCCUCCGCCCUUCCUGCUGUGUGGUCAUUCUCAUUCCUUUUUUACGUUACGUCUCUCGUUGAACCUGUAUUUGAACCUGUGGGCUGCAUCUGUGCGUUCCUUUACUGAUGAGCCUCCUGCGUGUCUGAAUGCACAAGACCGAAUCCAUCCUGGCGUGAAUCAUAGCCCAUGGCUGACGGAUACUCUCGGCUUCCCGGCGAACCGAACGCCUUCUACAGCAGCCGGAACCGAUCGCAGACCGCAGUGGGCGUGCCCCCAUCCACACCCACGAAGCGGGCUUCUUCAUUCUAUCCAAACAGACCCGGGAUUGUAGACGAGUCGAAUCCGGAUCCAUUCUAUCUGGAGCACACGCUGGCGGGCGCCGCUCCCUGGGGGACUCGCCGGCCAGGGAGUCGCGAUGCGAGGUGCAGUGAGGAGGGCUACCCAUAUUCGAUGCUAUCAUCUGUGUAUUCCACCGAUAUUCCAUUUGCACCCACAGCCCGCGGUGAAGCCACGAGGCUGCGAUCCAAUAUUAACCGAUCCACACUGUCUGUGGUUGAGCUGGAGCAUCAGCUCGGACUGCAACAGGUCGCAGCCCGUCCGUGGGGAGCCCCGACAGUGAAUCACGACCACGGCUCAUUUAGCUCGGUGCAUACUGAAGCUACCCCGGACUUGACUCCUAGCAGCUCCUUCUCGUCCAACUAUUCUGCUCCUAUAUACCCGGAGAACUUCCCACCGUCGGAGCCUCUUCCAGUACCCCCGCCAGUGCCUAGCCCUAGGAACAACGUAUAUCCUUGUUCGUCCACUCCCUUGAACCAAUCCCAGACCACUCUGUGUACACAAUCUUCCACGCCGGUGCGAAAGGGCAAGCCUCAGACCGUGGCACCCAACGCGUCGUCCGACACCCUGGUCAUGCAUCGGGUCGACAGUCACGACGCCCCUCCCCAUCUUGGGAAGCCAUUGCCAUCUCUGCCUCAUGGAGCGGGCAGUAACAUCGGUCAUUCCGGUAGAAAGGGGCCUCCUCCGCCCAUCCGGCCUCCAAUUGCUCCGUCAAUGAUCUCGCCGCCGUCUCGGAUCAACCCAGUGACCAUGGAGCCACACGCCUCUCAUUUCGACCAAGCCAUGUUUAUCCCUGCCAAUGAUUGUCCGAGUCCGGUCCCCAGCCCGGGACCGUCGUCUCCCGCGCUUGAGCGCUAUCCCACCGCCAACUCCGGGCGUGACCGACCGUCCACUUCAGCGUCGCGUGCAGCCUAUUGUGAGCAGUCCGUUUGGGAAUCCGACUCGGACAGCGAGACGGCGGAUCCCAAGUCACUGUCGCGCAAGCCAAUGGACACGCUGAAGAAAGUGCGCAGCCGGGUGCAUCUGCGGGUGGCCAAGUCGGCACCCAAGCUUCAACCCACGCAGGCCGCGAGUCAGCAGACACACCCCUUGGAGAAAUAUCCUUCGAUGCCCGAUCAGCCCCCGGAGGAGCUGUGUCCAUCGCCCACGCGGCACACGGUGAAGGCGCGCUCGCGAGAUGGUCUGCGAAACGCGCCGACGUUGCGGCUGGUUGAUCCAUCCGUGACAUCCUUGCCGCUGCCACAGUCCCGUCGGGGCAGUGGUCAGGUACGCGCCAUCGACAUUGACCGAACGACAGCGGCAGCGAUGCAGGCGAAAUCGCGCCGCCGCCCGCGGUCCGAGUCCAAAAGAUCCCUUCCUCCGGAGCGCGAGAAGGUGUACACCUUCUGUCGCGAGGAUCGGUCUGACGCGAUCCUGUCGCUGGCACGGCCGCCGCUCUAUAAACGGUUAUGGGACUCGUUGCGGGUGCUCGGCUGCCAUGGCGAAAUCCCACCACGGUCUCGCAGGCCGAUGUAGUUAUGUGUUUUGAUUUCGAUAAAAGUCCACCGGCGUUGAUGAUGUACGGCUAUGCUACGACUACCGAAAACUUACCAGCCGAUGAUACCGCACGGUUCUAUGGUUGACCUAAUGUUUUAUGAUGCUGAGACCCGUGAUACGGGUGAUGAGAAUCCACGAUGGAUAGAUACAGAUCAUGUCCAUGUCCAUGAUGCGCGUAUGCGCGGCGACGACUCAUGUCCAAUGAGACAACGAUUGCGAUUAUUGUUGUCUACACUCUUUACUGUUAUGUAUACGUGUCUAUUGACACAUUUCUUUGCUGUCUAUGUCUGACCCACGACACUCACUUACGACUCUUG